Molecule: messenger RNA, 666 nt
Organism: Musa acuminata AAA Group (dessert banana)
Lineage: Eukaryota; Viridiplantae; Streptophyta; Magnoliopsida; Zingiberales; Musaceae
Product: NADH dehydrogenase [ubiquinone] 1 alpha subcomplex subunit 2
Exons: 3
Coding region: 76-372 (98 amino acids)
Source: RefSeq, a predicted model, not a curated record
UUCACAAGAGAUCGAAUCGCGUGACUCGUCCCUUGUGUUCUGGAACUUGCAAGUGCGGCCCUAGAAAGAGAGGCGAUGGCUUGGAGGGAGCUUCUGUCUCGGAAUAUAAAGGAGCUUCGCUUCCUCUUCUGCCAGACUUCGCCGGCCAGCGCCCAUACCCGGGAGUUUGUUUACAAGAACUACAAGGAUCUGAAGACGCUCAACCCCAAGCUCCCCAUCUUGAUCCGCGAAUGCCGUGGAGUCGAGCCGCAGCUUUGGGCAAGAUAUGACAUGGGUGUGGAGAGAUGUGUUCGAUUGGAUGGUCUGACGGAAGCUGACAUUAACAAGAAACUUGAAGAACUUGCUAAAGCAGCAGGAGCUCUUAAACCUUGACAAAAUUCAGUUGUCUUCUGACAGGGACAGGCCCUGAAUAACGGAGCCAUCAGUUCUGUGAGCUCUACUCUUUUGAAUGUUUUAAAUUUAAUAGUUAAAUGGGAUUGUAUCUGUUUACAUUUUUUUUCUGUUGGUGAUAACAACCUGGUGUCGUUUGCCAUUACCAGCCUUGGAUAAUGGUCUGGAUUUUUUUUGUUUUUUUCUGUGAAACUGACUGCAAUGGUCCUUUCUCUCUGUGCUGGCUGAUAUUUCUAGUUGGUGAAUUUAAUACUACUUUGAAGACAUUCUAUACAA